Trachymyrmex septentrionalis is the source of this 3538-nucleotide messenger RNA. RefSeq lists its product as uncharacterized. Gene Ontology annotation, biological process: peptidyl-histidine dephosphorylation. NCBI's taxonomy places the organism in Eukaryota, Metazoa, Arthropoda, Insecta, Hymenoptera, Formicidae. The record is from RefSeq and is a predicted model, not a curated record. Gene Ontology annotation, molecular function: protein histidine phosphatase activity. Gene Ontology annotation, cellular component: cytosol.
GGUUUAAAAAAAUAAGUCUAUUAAAUUAGCCAAUCACGCGUUUGAAUUAUGAUGCCGCUCAUGACUGUAAUUUUAAAGUUUGGAUUAGCGACAGCAAGCGGCCGGAGCAGCCGGCAAAUUGCUCCAAGAGGUGUAGUGAGUAUACGUCAAUUCGUCAGGAUGUCUCAGUUAUUGGACAAUGUGCCUGAUGUGGACAUCGAUGGCCACGGAAGAUUUAAGUACAUUUUAAUCAACGUGCAGGAUGACGUUGGAAAAGUUAGCAAAAAGAUUGUCAGAGGAUACGCAAGAGCACAGUGGCAUGCUGAUAUAUUCGACGAAGUAGAUGAACAAAUCAAGAAACAUGCUGGUCUACAAGCGGACUGUGUAGGCGGUGGAAGAAUCGAACAUGACCCUGACGAAAAGACCAUCAAAGUUUAUGGAUAUUCGCAAGGUUUUGGCAAAGCGGAUCAUCAAGUGUCGGUUGAGUUAUUGAAGAAAAAAUAUCCUGCCUACAAUAUCACGUGCUCAGACGAAGUUACUAAUAAAAUGUAUACUGUAGUUAUUAAAGAGAUGAAACAACUCAAUCUUAUUGCGAUAUUGUUCAAGGUAUAUUUAACCAUGUUUUCCCGAGCCGCAAAAUCAGUUGUAAAAUCUGUUGGAUCACAUCGAAUCUAUACUGGUGAAAAGAAUUUCAAGAUUGCUCUAAUUGGCGGCGCAAGAGAAAUCAGUCAAACCCUAUCUCAGUUAUUAAGAAAUAAUGUGAAACCGAAUGUCCUUGCGUUAUACGAUGUGGCAGCUGUCAACAAGCCUUUUUACAAUUUCUAUCAUGAACAGCCAUUCAAAUCUAUUCCGUCAGAAAUGUCAACAAUGAGAAAGAAAUCCUGUUUGGAGGAAGGCAAUCGUUCAAAUACAGUAAUUAACAGCACGAGACAAACAGACAAUAAUAAUCAUCAAGGAAAUAAUGGAAGGAAUCAGACAGAGAAACUUGUGGAAGCUCUUUACCGUUUACCAAUAGCUGAAGAAGUUCCAGCACUUAACAGUCCAUUGGUACCUAUUGAGGAAUUAAUGUCAAAGGCGAGUAACGCAUGCAGCAGGAUGCGUCUUUAUGCCAGAGUCCUGGGUGAGACGAGUUCCAACAACAUGAAAACCUGGCAAAGAGAUUACGCCACCGUCCCGAUUCGCAAGUGGUUCUUCGACUUGACGUAUCAUCCAUCGUUUCAAGAGUACACUCUGAACUUCAUUCCAGAAGCGAAAAUCGUAAAGAAAGAUCGAUCGAUGAAGAAAACGAGAAAACUCGAACAUUUAUCCUACAAUGUAUUCAUUGCGAAAGAAAAUAAUCAUCAAUUGUUGCCAACGUUUUUGUUGAAUCAUGGCGAAAAGCCGGCAAGAAGAUUGAUGAAGAAAUUUAGAAAUGUUAGUAUACUUCCAAAUAUGGAGGCAUGUUGCAAAGGAGCAGAUAAAUCGACCGAUUGGUUGAUACCAGCAAUGCUAUUAAAUAUUAAAUUGAGGUUAUUACAUGAGUUCUACGGUUGCAUUAAAUUUCCUUUGUCUUCAUUAAAUUUCAUAAAUUACAAACAUAAAAACAAUCGCGAAGUGAUUUCAUUCAAUCGCGAUAGCGAAACAAUGACGAACGAUACGUUAAAUGUCGUUGAACAGAAAAAUUGGAUUCGACGAACAUGCUCUAAAAUCAAAUCCAUACUCCCAGACCUGCAGGCUAAAAUGCGAUUCCAUUCGACAACCGCAUCGGACUUGCAUUGUUCGGAAAAUAUUUUUGUGGUGAACCAAGUGAUUCCGUUUUCCAAUAUAAUUUCCAAUAAUGCGAUUCUCUUUGCAUCAAAGGAUUGCGAAGAUGAUAAACCGAAGGCUGGCAUUCGGAGGAAGAUACAGGAAUUUUGUAUGCAGCGGAAAAAAACUCUUAAGAAGAAUAGAGAGAAGAAUGAUAUAUGUAACAAAAGAGGGAACUCGUGUGAAAAGAAGACUAAUUGCUCCGGGAGAAUAACGGCAGACAAGAGACAAAAUGUAGUUUCCUGCAAAAAUAGAAAUAAUUCUUGCAAUAAAAAAUGUUCCGAUCCAUGUAAAUCGAAAAAGAAUAAUAUUUGUGGAACAAAAAAAGAUUCUUGCGAACGAAAGGUCCAAGAAGACCCAUGUAAAAAGGCAAAGGAUGAUACUUGCAGUACAAAAGAUCCGUGUAAAUCGAAAAAGCAUGAUACUUGUGAAACAGAAGAAGAAGCUUGCAUUCCACCAUAUAACGUAGAGGAAGAACCAAGUUAUUAUGAUCUGUUUGAUCAUAGUCCAUGUAGGUUAAAAAAGGACAAAAAUAAUGAAGAAUGUGGGAAGAAAAAAGAAACAAAAAAGCCUGAUUGUUCAAAGAUUAAAAAAGUUGAUUGUGAGAAGAAAACAUGUUCAUCUGUUAAAAAGCCACAACCAGAAAAUUUGACUGUGAAGAUUUCAAAAUCCGAAAUAAUAGCAGAAAGAAGAGAGAGUUCAAGUUCAUCGAUGACAUCUGCGGUAAAAAUAACGGAAAGUGAAAAACCGAUCGAGUUCAAUCGGAUCCAAGCCAACAGAGAUUUUCUAUCGAUCAUCAAUUCAUACCAACAGUUUACGGAAAUCAAUUUUGUCAAAGAUUUUCAGCAAGAUUUCAAUUCGACAGUCAAUCACAAGGAUUGUUUCGCUUUUUCUUUUCUACAUAAUCAUUUUGUCACUCAUCUUUGCUAUUGCAAGCAGUGUGAUAAGUUUGAGGAAUCGAAGUUAUUGUACGAUGCCAACGAUGAUUAUUUCCCUCAAGGUGAAGAAUACGAAGACGAGAUCGGUACAGAUGAAUAUCAACUAGAUAAAAAAAUGAAAAAACCUAGUAAAGAACUGCCGAUUGUCGACGAUGAGUACGAUAAUUUUCAGCCGAUGAUGUUGUUUGAAAAUAACAAAUAUGUCAAUGGAGGUCCAUUAACGAGGUUUAUCACACACGUACAUUUUUCAAGUAUUGAAGAACUAACAGAGCCUAAUCGAAUAAUGCUGAUGUUAGAAAAAGUUUCCAACAAGGACGCUGUCGAAAAAUUGCAAACUCUGAUCGAGAAAGUAGCAGAGCUCAAGCGUCGAGUUUUCCGAUCCAAACGUAAAGCACCGAAAAUCGAGGCUACGGACGGAAAAAAUGAAAAAAAAAUUGAGGGAGGUGGGCCAAGAGCGCUGGUCGGGAUUACCGCGAGAUUAUUGAGGAAUAAAAUCCUUCACGAAUUAAUACGUAAAAACCAGCAGGCAGUUAGUGGCAGAGUACUGCGGCUAGGUGAGCCAGACUGUGGCGAAGAACCGCCUAAUGAACCAAAAAAGCAUCCAUGCGAUCCACCCAAGGGCCCCUGUCAGCCCGUCGAACCACCGGGUUAUCCCCCCAAGCCAAAACCCAAAAAAAAACCAUUCUGCGUUCAAUGCCCACCCAAGAAACCGUGCAAGAAAGAGAAAUGCUGAAUCGCGUCAGUAAGAGACAGAAGGCUAUCCAGAAGCUAAAGUUCGUACAAACGGAAACUUUCCAAAGAAGUCUACCAAAGCCUAUCUUUGGAAUAGGAGAAUU